Molecule: messenger RNA, 1221 nt
Organism: Talaromyces rugulosus
Lineage: Eukaryota; Fungi; Ascomycota; Eurotiomycetes; Eurotiales; Trichocomaceae
Exons: 2
Coding region: 1-1221 (406 amino acids)
Source: RefSeq, a predicted model, not a curated record
AUGAAGGAGCGCUUAGAGACGAGUCUCGCUAAAAUCGACAAAAACAUUAUAUUGAACCAUGCACAGCUUGUUAAACGCCAAAAACUCUCUUUUAGCGAAAACUUCUCGGCAGGGCAGUUUUGGAUCUGUUUUGAAAUGGUCGCCGAAGAUGAGAGUCUUGUUAUUGCGCGUGUUCGCUUACCUCGUCAUCCCGCUACGUUACCAACAGUCAGCGAAGAGGAUGAGCUUUAUGCGAUUGCAUGCGAGGUUGCAACAAUGCAAUUUGUUCGACAGAAGGAUUUACCAUCCGUGGUGGUUCCACAAGUCUACGCGUAUGAAGGCCCAAAGUCUGAACGGGCUGUCGCCGCUGGUGCCGUAUAUAUGCUUCUGGAAGGCUUUUACGGCAACACUCUGCUAGAUGUGGAAUUUGAUCUUUGCAAAUUACCGGAGCAUGUUUUGUCCCAGUGGACCUCUGUGCAAGCGCAAUUAGCUACUUUGGCAUACCCGCUUAUUGGGUCCAUAACCGCAAUUGAUGAAUUGGGAGAACCUGUUAUUGGCAAGUUAUCAACAGCAGCAGCAGAUGGGGUCAUGCCAGAGGGUCCGUUUUCUACGGGUGUUGAGUACUUCGCCGCAAUUGGGAAAGCUGCACUGCGGAGAAUUGUGCUUGAAGGGGACGGCGACAGACAAGACUUGGUCAAAUCUAGUAGGCUUGGUGCAUUUGUGUUUCUCGAUAUUAUACAAAAAACAGACCUUUUCGCGGGACCCGAUGGUCUCUUUCCUCUAAAUCAUAUGGACCUUGGCACUCAGAAUAUCAUCGUCGAUGAUGACUUGAACUUUUUGGGCAUUAUUGACUGGGAAUUCACCCAAACAGCCCCUUGGCAAGUCAAUUACUACCCAAUGCCAUUUCCACUUGUUGAGUCCGACGAAGACAUCAAGCCCAUCCUCGAAGACCCCAAGCAUCUUGCACAUGAAAAUGUCAAGAAGCAGCAUUUCUCUCGAAAGCUAUAUUGCGAUAUGUUCCGUGAGGCUGAAGAGGCACUGAGAAAAGAAAAGAGUUUGCAAGGCAAAUUCUCCGAGGUGCUCGAGGGCCGGGCUUCGAGAAUUUACGCAUGCUUCGGCAAGCUUGGUAAUAUGCCGGAACACGACAUGCAUUAUGUGCGCACCAUGGUGAGCCUGGCAUUCGGAUUCAAUGCCCAGGAAAUAGAUCAAUACAUCCAAGACAUACAGUCUCGGAUGGGCUGA